AUGGGCCUGAACACGCCUCUCUCUAUGGCAACGGCCGACGGCGCUCUCCAUCCUGGUGCGACCACGACGACAAUGAUGGACGUUGGCGCGACUGCCUUUCACAAUGGCCUACAUCCUCAGGCAUUCCACGCCUAUCAUCCCUUUGGACAGCCGGCGCCACAGCAAGCGUCGUUUGCGCCGUCCUCUUUCGUUUACCCUGACGCGACGGGCCUUGGCCUCGACCCUAACACUGCGGCGAUGAACACUACCCACCCCGGCGCUGUGGCCGUUGCUGUAGCGCCCGGUUAUGCAGCACACCCUGGACUUGUCGCAUUCCCUCCUGGACACCACCCGCACGCUUUUGGUAGCUCCAACGUUGUCGCCAACAUGGCUAUGCUUGCCAGUCUACCCCCGACUGCCGAGAAGUUCCGUUUUCACUCGACCCUGAAUGCGCCCACUGCCAUGAUUAAGCACGCCGAUGAGAUUCCGGUCAGUUAUCUCAACAAGGGCCAGGCUUACUCGAUUUCGAUCAUCGACACGGAACCUGAGCUCCCCAUCGUCCCCGGCACCCGCUUCCGUACUUAUGUUCGCAUCUCCUUUGAGGAUGAGCAACAGCGCCAAAAACCUGGCGUCUGCUGGAGCCUCUGGAAGGAGGGCCGUGGCACCAACGAAGCCCACCAGCGCGGCGGCAAGCUGCAGGCCGUCGAGUAUGUCGAGGCGGGUCAGCCUCCAGAGGGCGACGAGAAGCGUACGCGCGUGGAGCUGGAGUCGGCUUCAUUCGACGGCUUCUCUGUUAUCUGGACGCCUGGUAUCCACGGUGCAGUGGAGUGCAACAUUGCAGUGCGCUUCAACUUCCUGUCAACCGACUUUAGCCAUUCCAAGGGUGUUAAGGGCAUUCCUGUCCGCCUUUGUACGAAGACGACACGCUACCCAGCGCCUCAUCAAAAUCAGCAGUCUGUGAGCCCGAAGGACUCGUCGUCGGCAACACCUGAGAUCUGCUUUUGUAAAGUAAAGCUAUUCCGCGACCACGGAGCUGAGCGGAAGCUCUCGAAUGAUGUCGCCCACGUCAAAAAGACCAUCGACAAGCUGAAGCAGCAGAUUGCCCAGGCUGAGAGCGGUAUGAAGGACUUCAGUAAGCGAAAGCGCUCUGGCGGUGCCGCUGUGGCAUCGAAACCUGCACCCGACCUGCAGCGUGUCGGCAAGGUCCCGAAGCACAAGCGGACCUGGUCCAUGUCGUCGACUAGCUCCAACGGAAACGGCAAUACCAGCGGUGCCGAAGAUGGCAGCGGCGGUAACUCGAGCAGCGGCACGCCUAACCGGACUGGUGCAGCCAACGGUGUGCGCCCGGCCGUGGAAGAGGACUUGCACUGCAAGCUUCAGACUCUGCAGGACAUGUUCACAAGCACACGGCCUGUCAGCAUACUCUACCUCCGCGGUGAUGAGCUGGAUGACCCUGAUCUGCAUCCCGUCUCCCUCCCAGGCGAGAACGGCGGCCUGGCUAAGGUCGAGUCUCGGGACAAUCUGAUGGCAUGGCGUGACCAGAGCGGUCACAGCUCUGUCACCGGCUCAUCCAUGGUGUCACCGUCACCCAGCUCUCUUUCGCUGCACUCACAAGUGUCGUUUGGCGGUGGCAAUGGCAUGAACGGAAAUGGAGGCUGGUCGGAUUACCACGGUGAUGGUGCUGAUCCGCAGGGCUCUUCAUCCCGCCAAAGCUCGAACCAGCCGACCCGUGUCAAUAAGACCGAUGACUCUGGAAACCUGAGUGGUUGGAUUGAGGCCUUGGACGUGGACUCGUCGUACCGGCCCGUGCACAGCGAUCGGCCCAAACCGGUCGCCUGCUUCUACGUUCUUCGUCGCAUCAACCAGAACCAGGCCACCAUUGACGGCACCCAGAACAAGGAGUACCACCGUGCCUUGUACCUGACGAAGAGAACGCUUCAAGAGUUUGUGGGGCGCCUUGCGGCCAAGUGGAACUUGGAUCCUACCAAGGUCACCCGCACUGUCCGGGUCCUCCCUCAAGGCAUGGAGGUAGAAAUGGAUGAUGAAGCGGUGGCUGAGUUGCCUGAGGGCCAGGAUAUGGUCCUCGACGUGACGGAGUACCCGGCGCCGUCUUUACAAGACAACGGUGCUCACGCACAGCCUGUGAAGAAGGAGUGGGAGAUGGCUGUGGAUGGUGACGGACAAGGCAACGGGACUGCCUUUGAGCUUCGUUUGUCAUUCUGA
Messenger RNA from Sporothrix brasiliensis 5110, 2202 nucleotides. RefSeq names its product cp2 transcription factor. The transcript has a single exon. Gene Ontology annotation, biological process: regulation of transcription by RNA polymerase II. Gene Ontology annotation, molecular function: RNA polymerase II cis-regulatory region sequence-specific DNA binding; DNA-binding transcription activator activity, RNA polymerase II-specific. Gene Ontology annotation, cellular component: nucleus. The record is from RefSeq and is a predicted model, not a curated record. Bases 1 to 2202 code for a protein of 733 amino acids. Lineage: Eukaryota; Fungi; Ascomycota; Sordariomycetes; Ophiostomatales; Ophiostomataceae.